Molecule: messenger RNA, 2943 nt
Organism: Filobasidium floriforme
Lineage: Eukaryota; Fungi; Basidiomycota; Tremellomycetes; Filobasidiales; Filobasidiaceae
Exons: 10
Coding region: 386-2881 (831 amino acids)
Biological process (GO): RNA polymerase I preinitiation complex assembly; nucleolar large rRNA transcription by RNA polymerase I
Cellular component (GO): RNA polymerase transcription factor SL1 complex; RNA polymerase I core factor complex
Molecular function (GO): RNA polymerase I core promoter sequence-specific DNA binding
Source: RefSeq, a predicted model, not a curated record
CGUAAACAAAGUUUGAGCCAGGACCCUGAGGCCCACCUGUUACGAUAUUAGAAUCUACUGAUCUGUACUGGAUUACUGAAAAUGGUUUGUCACAACGUCUUGGCGACCACUUCUUCCUGGAAUCACGAACGGUGGCAUAACAAUCGCUCGAUGAGUACAGUAUAGUGCGAUCCCGACAAGAUGCCCAGAGCUUGUCCCGUUUGCGGAUCCCGCAGGUGGAGGAAAUCAGGCGGGAUAGCUACGUGCGAAGAGGGACACGUUUUACAAGGUUUCAGAACGGAGGAAGCUGUGCUAACGGAGAUCGGGCAGCAUCAGUUGCAUCGCCGAAGGUUGAGGCAGACGAAUCCGAAAGAGAGAAAGAGACAGGUUGGGGAGAAAGAUCCUGAUGGUCAUCUUCGAGGGAGAAGCCAAGCAUUAUUUGAGGCUCGAGUUGUUCCAGCUCAUGCUUAGGCAUCAGCUGGCAGCGGUACAAAAAGCCUGGGGCGUGCCGAAAGAGAUCGAGGUGAUCGCUAGGGACCUCUGGAUCCUCACGCUGGAACUCUAUCCCACCCCAGAACCACCUAUUCCUCACGGUGAAGACGACGAGGAACAGAACGGUCAAGCUGGUCCAGGUCCCUCGACAAUGGACAUGGCUGCUCAGAAACAACCCGGAUACCCCUCCCGGUCGGCCUCGCAACCUCUCCCAGCCGUUAGUAAGCGGGGAUCAAGUCGUCCAGCAGUAUCACGAGAAGGAGAAGGAGAAGCGAGGAGGGGAUCACCUGCUGUAGAGCAGAAAAAGAGGGGGAGACCUUUAGGGAGGAAAGAUUCGAAACCACGGAAAAGCAGAGGAUCGGCUCAGAAGGAGACUCAGGAUCCUGCUGUGCCGGAGCCACCUUUAGCCACAAGCGGUGUGAAGAAGAAACGAGGGCGGCCUCCAGGUCAGAAGAACGGGACGAAGAAAAAGGUCAGGAUACGACGGCCCGAUGGCGGGGAUUACGAUAUGGACGCUACCGAGGACGAGGGAGAACCGGGCGAGGACGAUUCAGAAGAGUUUACGGAUGAUGAUCCUGAAGAAUGGACAGAUGACGAAAUCGAUAACGCGAAUGAAAAAGGUGAUGGUGACGGCGAUCAAUAUGCCAUUCCCGGGGAAAGAGACUACGAGGACGAGGACGGUAGAGAGACGGACAAGGACGAAUAUGAAUACGGAGAAUCGGAGAGGGACAUCGAGUCCGACCUUCUCGAGCGCCUGUCUGCUUUCUCGGAUGACGAAUCGGUCACGAGCAAAAAUUCGGUCGAAUCAGUCCUGAUCGAGGGGACUAUUAAGGUGCCUUUUUCGAACGGGAAUAUACACUUGAUGGAUAAGGACAAUAAAGGGAGGUUCAUCUCUACCUCGGGGUUUCCCUAUGGAGUCAAGCGGAGCUCGAAUUUGAAAUGGUCGAGCGGUUCGCAUCUGAAAGGCGUGAACGCGGAGACGGUCGUUCACAUUCUUGUUCUCAGCCUUUGGAUGAUGAGGAUACCUGUUAUGCUGGUUGAUAUCAUGAGAGCAAUGGAUGAUGGAACACUUCCAUAUAUUGAAUUCGGAAGAUCCACCUACGUUCCCGACUCCAUCAAGCCUCAUAUGAGCAUAGACCUGCUGUCUGGAGGUACAUGGUCGAAGCGAUCUCCUUCCGUUUACUUCUUCUGGGAACGGAUGAAACUCCUGGCAGAUGACUUGGACUACGAGAAAGGAAUCAGGAUUCCAGAGUUGAAUGCAGCUCCGGUUCUGUGGCGUCUGGUCACCACGCUGGGCGGCGGACCGGUGAUCUACCUGGUGGCGUAUCAAAUCCUGCAAAUCCUGGACACGUCCUUGACCAUCUCGAGACCGGAGCAUUUUCACAACGGACAGCCAUACGUAAACCCAUCCGCGCCCAACAGCCGAGAUACUACACCUGAAUUGGAUGCCAGUGGAGAUGCCAAUUCGAGCCCUCCUAAAGCGGUCAAUACGGAAGAAGAAGAAAUUGUCGAAGGCAUCACCACGGCGAGCAAAAGGUGGAGGGGUCCUAAACGUCCACAUGGGCAGUCAAGUGCCAUUGAACUUCGACUGGUGGGAGCCGUCUUGAUCGCUUUCAAACUGAUUUACGGUCUUGAUGGGACGCCAAGGGUACCAGUCACGAGGGAUGACCCGGCAAUCGGACUGCCGGUAGCGGAUGAGUGGCUUGCGGAAGUGAGUAAGAAGCUGAAGGCUGGAUGGUUCAAGCGCGGUGCUGUCGAGGCCGUUCCUAUCGACUUUACACGGGCGGAGAACGUCGAUGUUGAUGACUUCCUGGCGAGAGCGGAACACUUCUUGCUCUCAAGCAGGGCAUAUCCAGCACACUUAAGGAACACGAAAAACCUCGCGGAUUUGUUCCCCCUGUACCCGCAAGCGGAUCUAACGCAACCGCACGACAUGACGGAUCACGCCAUUGCCGCCUGGUCAGAAUUUAGCAAGACCUCCGACAAGAUCAAGACGCCUCCCCUACCUGACUUGGACAUUAUUCCUGAGACCGACUGGUCCAACUUACCACUCGGAUCGCGCAUUCGAAUCUACAUCGCCGGCAAGGUUGUGAGGCCGACGAUGGCCGCCAUCAGACUACCUCGAUCCCUGCGCACCGUGAUAGAUGCCACAUCCCACAUAAUCGGUAUUCGUCCCAUCCAUAUCGUGCAACAACUGUCUCAGAUGGAGAGGAAACUAUACUGGGCUCAGAAACCUUGGCAAUCGAAACGGGUCCCGGAGACCGCUCGAUGGGCCAAAUAUCGCGAAGACUGGGAGUUUCAGAGACAACACAUGCGAGGAAUCGUUGAACAGACCCAAUGGGAUGACGAAGACGACGAUUCAGACCUUCAGUCCUGGCACGCAUCCGGUACAGAAUCCGACAGCGACUAGUUGUUCAAGUAGAUGGACUCAGAGCUCUUCUUUCGCAUUUGACUUUAUAAUAUCGUACCCCG